Kogia breviceps (pygmy sperm whale) is the source of this 344-nucleotide messenger RNA. Lineage: Eukaryota; Metazoa; Chordata; Mammalia; Artiodactyla; Physeteridae. The record is from RefSeq and is a predicted model, not a curated record.
GAACACUACAAAAAAGCAAAACUUGAUGCCCCCCACCAGACCAGUGAACUGGCUUCGUCCCGUGCUUUGGACCUCGGGCCUCACUUCUCCUCCAGAUGGACCCCAAGUGCUCCUGCCCCACUGACAGCUCCUGCAGCUGCAGUGGCUCCUGCACCUGCAAAGCCUGCAGAUGCACCUCCUGCAAAAAGAGCUGCUGCUCCUGCUGCCCCGUGGGCUGCACCAAGUAUGCCCAGGGCGGAGUCUGCAAAGGGGCCUCGGACAACUGCAGCUGCUGUGCCUGAUGUUGUGGAGAGCCUGCCCCGGGUGUCAAGAGAGCAACCAGGACAAACCUGCAUUUUACCAUU